Durusdinium trenchii is the source of this 1950-nucleotide messenger RNA. Lineage: Eukaryota; Dinophyceae; Suessiales; Symbiodiniaceae. The record is from the annotation of a GenBank genome assembly.
GCGCUGCUCUUGCUCUUCUUGAACUUGGGCAUGCAAGUGGCCUUCUCCGUGAUUAUCAUGACAGAGGACUUCAUGGGCUCUCCGUUCGUGAAACAGAUCCCGUUCGCUCAAAGAUGGCGCACGAGCAUCGCGCACGACAAGCAGUACAUGGACCUCAGCGAGACCUCCUUGGUGAGCCGGGUCUGCCAAGGCGAUGGCUCUCUGAUCCUGUCGACCACACAGGCAACAUUGAUCGAUCAGAUCAAUAGUUUUCUGAGUCUCAGCUUCGACGAGUUUCAACCCACCUUCGGGCAAACGGGCACCUUGCUUUGCAUGCUAUGUAUUUUGCUUUGGGCCUUGUGCGUUUACAAGGAGUAUCGGAGCGUUUGGUUAGCCCUGGAGGCGAUUUGGCAAAUCCCUCGAAGCUGGUCGACCGACUUCCGCCACAACCGCUUUUACAGCAUCAGCAAAGGUCGUCUAAAGCUGGUACUCUUCACCUUGCUUGCGCGUGUCCUCAUCGCCUCGUUGCUUCUGGGCGCCGGGAUCCGCUGGCUGGCGCAGACCACAUCCAUCACUGAACUGAUGCUGAAUGCCGUGGCCUUGAACGCCAUCUUAGACGUGGACGAGUUCCUCUUCGCAGGCUUCACACCCAUCACGAUCCAACUGGCAGUGCAGAAUCUGGAGCCCUUGAGGAUGAAGUACAGCCGGAGGCGGAGCCAAGCAGAGUCGCUGUUCCUCUUCUGUUUGCUCUUAGCCACCUUUUUGGUGCCCUACUUUUCGCUCAUUCAGCCAUUGGUGGAGUCCAUGGUGGCGGUGAAGUAUGAGCUCUGUGGGGGCAACCAGUCCUUCGUGGUGGCGCGGAAUGCGGAGACCCAGCUGGUGCUGGGGCUGGUGACGCAGGAGGUGCAGAGCGCAGAGGUGGCCGGCGAGCUGUCCGUGGUUGAGGCUGCGGUGCAGAGUCACAAGUUUCGCCCUCCCACCGAGGCGCCGGAGUUGAUAUACUUCCGAAGCACCUCCAAGCUCUUCAGUGCCUUCUUGGCGCGUGACAUGUCCCAGGAGGUAGCUGCUUGGGCUUUCUGCAUCGAGACCGAAGCAUGGCAACCCGAAGGGACCUACUACCAGGACCCUCUGGUCACGCUGCUGGUGGAGACGCUGCGCCGCAACGCGGCCGCCUCGCUGGGCCUGGCGCCGCGCGGGCCGUCCGGGCCUUGGACCUGCGCGGAGCUGAAGAGUCACUGCGACCGACCCGAGGCACGUUUGCUGCGCAUGGUCUGCGGGGUCACGUGCGGCUGUAGCGAUCCCUACAGCAGCCCCUGGCACAAGGUGCCUUCGCAAGGCUGUGAUGAAGCCUGCUCGCAGGUGGGCAUUGACUACUUGGCUACAGCUCCAUGCGAGGAUCAAGUUGAUUUGGACGCGUGGCAGUUCUCUUGGGACGCCUAUGCUGAUAUGAUGUCAGCCUUCUACGGCUCCAAUGUCUCCACCAGUGCCGUCUUUCCGCUGAUCCAGAGGAACCUGGCCACUCUAAAGGCCGUCGGCUGCCCAGCCCUGUUGGAACCUUCACUGCGCAACGAGUUCGCGACGCAGCAGAGCUGGUGCCAGGGCUUCGACAAACUCUGGCGACCCUUCGCCUACAUUUGCCCAGUGAGUUGUGGCUGUGCCAGUGCACAUCCCUUGCCACCCUGGUGCCCACAGAGCUGUUGGAACCACAGCAGGUGAGGAGAGAUCCAAGCGACUCAUGGAAGCAACGCCCCAGAAACUGGCCGAAAGCGGCAGCGCCCCUGAAACCAGCGUUUGGGGCAGGCCAGCCAUGUUUUGCCCAUGGUAGAUGUAUUGCUUCGCUUCUCCAAGUGUCAGGAUACGCAUGAAGUUCUUGACCUGGUGUAGGAUACGCAUCAGAAGCCAUGCUGCUUUACAGAUAAUGAUAGAGCUCAUGCGGCUGGUCGAAACACAUAGGCGUGGUCUACACCGUCG